UUCAGAUAAAUACUGUGCAGCGCCUUCUUCCAUUCAGCAAUCAUGAGGUUUCUGUUCUUUGCGCUGCUCUUGAGAGCUGCUUUUGCCGCAGAAGAUGACAAAAUUGUUGGAGGCAAUGAGUGCACACCUCAUUCUCAGCCCCAUCAGGUGUCUCUGAACUCUGGCUACCACUUCUGUGGUGGCUCCCUUGUCAACGAAUACUGGGUUGUGUCUGCUGCUCACUGCUACAAAUCCAAAAUGGACAUUGUACUUGGUGAUCACAACCGUUGGUUUAUGGAUGGCAAUGAACAGAUCAUUCCCACUGCCCAGGUGAUCCCUCAUCCCAACUAUGAGUCCUGGCUGGUUAAUAACGACAUCAUGCUGAUCAAGCUGAGCCAACCAGCUACUAUCAACAAGUAUGUGCAGCCUUUGGCUUUGCCCACCAGCUGUGCCACUGCAGGCACCAUGUGCACAGUCUCUGGAUGGGGUGUGACCAUGGACUCCUCUGCCGACAGUAAUAGAUUGCAGUGCUUGAACAUCCCCAUCCUGUCUGAUGAGGACUGUGACAACUCCUAUCCUGGCAUGAUCACUGAGGCCAUGUUCUGUGCCGGAUACCUGGAGGGAGGGAAGGACUCUUGCCAGGUUUGCAUGUCUGCUUUUGAAGCAAAAACAAAGCAUUAAAGCACUGAUGCCUUGUGUUUUACCUUCAACACUAAUAUUUGCAAAUUUUUUUUGGCUUUGGCCCCUCCCUUUUCAAAGGACAGCUCCGUCAAUAACUGUAUAAAAUACUUGGUAUGUUAUGUCAACUUUUCCA
Molecule: messenger RNA, 793 nt
Organism: Acanthochromis polyacanthus (spiny chromis)
Lineage: Eukaryota; Metazoa; Chordata; Actinopteri; Pomacentridae
Product: trypsin-1-like
Exons: 4
Coding region: 43-660 (205 amino acids)
Biological process (GO): proteolysis
Molecular function (GO): serine-type endopeptidase activity
Source: RefSeq, a predicted model, not a curated record